Hyla sarda is the source of this 780-nucleotide messenger RNA. It is a transcript of the gene SFT2D3, whose product is annotated as SFT2 domain containing 3. The transcript has a single exon. Bases 7 to 624 code for a protein of 205 amino acids. Gene Ontology annotation, cellular component: membrane. The record is from RefSeq and is a predicted model, not a curated record. Gene Ontology annotation, biological process: vesicle-mediated transport. Lineage: Eukaryota; Metazoa; Chordata; Amphibia; Anura; Hylidae.
GUUGACAUGGCGGAUCUGGGCCGGCAAUUACAGGAGUACGUAGCGCAGAAUAAAGCCGGGAGCGGCGGCAGCUCUGUGGCCUCCUCCCCGGCGGAGGGCCAGGGCUCGGAGCCGGGAUGGCGCGACUGGUUCUCCCCUCCCAGCAGCGGCGGCCUGUCGUGGUCAUGGGGCCCUAUGGAUUCGGACCCUUUCCUGCCGGGGAUGUCCAGGACGCAGAGGCUGAUGGCGGCCGGGGUGUGUGCGGCCAUGGCGGUCCUGUGUUUUGGUCUGGCCGGGCUCUAUGUCCCGCUGCUGUUGCUCCGGGCUCGGAAGUUCGCCAUGCUGUGGUCUAUGGGGUCGGUUCUGGGGCUCUGCUCCGCCGCCCUCCUCCGGGGCCCUAGCCGCCUGCUCCGGGAGCCCGACCCCUGGGCCUUCUUCUAUUUGGCCGCCCUCGGGGGGACGCUGUACGCCGCACUGGGGUUCCGGAGCACCCCGCUCACCCUGCUGGGGGCGGCCGCGCAGAUCAUCACCGGAGCAGCCUACCUGAUGGGGAUGAUACCGGGCGGCGCCGCUGGGAGGCGCUAUAUAAGCGGACUGUGCGGGAGCCUGAUGCGGAGAGGGGUCUCCAAAGCCCUGCCCGUGUGAUGGCGGCUCCCCCCGGUCCACAGCCCGUGUGAUGGCAGAUCCGGAGCCUCUAUGGACUGUGGCCUUAUUGUGACUAUGGCCUCUAUGAAGCUGAAGACUCCAAAACACAACCCCCUGAAGGCUAAGGCAGACUCCACCCAACCCAGUAUUUCCCAA